AUGGCCGAGGACGGCUCUGGUGGGGACUCUCAGCAGCAGCUGCUGCUGCCUCGGCUCUUCCUGGCCCCUCCAGCUGAAGUCUUGGGCGAGAUCCUAAGCAAGCAGUUUGGCCCCCUGCCUUUCAUGGCUCCCAUUACACGGAUGAAGAGGAAGCCAUCGGGCUACUAUUAUUCCACUGAGAACCGGGAGCAAGUCCUGGGCCGGAGACGGGCAGCUAAUGCCAAAGAGCGAGAGAGGAUCAGGAAUCUGAACAGCGGUUUCUCCAAACUGAAAUCAAUUGUCCCGUUGAUUCCAAAAGACCGGAAGCCGAGUAAAGUGGACAUGCUUAAAGCCACAGCUGAAUAUAUUCGCCUGUUGCGCUUGAUUCUGAAAGAAACCGGAGGGCUCGAGGGAGAAGAGGCUGCCAAGGGCCCACCUCCUGGGCCGGCUUCAGAGGUGGAGCCCCCCGAGAAGUGCCUACCAGGACCCGUCCCAUCCCAGCGGCCCAGCUGUUUCGUCAAGACCGAGAAUGGCCUGGAGGUGGUGUGGGCCAAUCAGGGGAUGCCAGGCCCCGCUGGCCCCUGGGGGGAGACCGUCCUGCCUGCUGCUUACAUGGGGAUCGCAGAGCUUCACAAGAGCGAGUGACGGAGACCCAUUUAUGAAUCAACAGAAGAUCUUUUCAUCACACGGAGCACUUUUGAAUACCCUCUUCUUCAUCAGCACUUCUUGGGUUUAAAAGUUAAUAAAAGAGCCACAC
This is a messenger RNA of Notechis scutatus (mainland tiger snake), 736 nucleotides long. RefSeq names its product folliculogenesis specific bHLH transcription factor (gene FIGLA). NCBI's taxonomy places the organism in Eukaryota, Metazoa, Chordata, Lepidosauria, Squamata, Elapidae. Gene Ontology annotation, molecular function: RNA polymerase II transcription regulatory region sequence-specific DNA binding; protein dimerization activity; DNA-binding transcription factor activity, RNA polymerase II-specific. The record is from RefSeq and is a predicted model, not a curated record. Gene Ontology annotation, biological process: developmental process; regulation of transcription by RNA polymerase II.